UCCGGUGUCUCUUCGCACUCAAACUGCAGAAGCGGAAGUUGAAGGCGGGGAAAAUUAAAAAUGUCUGCUCCGAAAACCAUCCCGAAAGACGCUCAGGUGAUGAUCCAGAUCCUGAAGGACAUGGGGAUCACCGAGUACGAGCCCCGAGUCAUCAACCAGAUGUUGGAGUUCACCUACAGAUACGUGACGACCAUCAUCGAGGACGCCAAAAUCUACGCCACACACGCCAAGAAGUCCAGCGUGGACGCCGACGACAUCAAACUGGCGAUCCAGUGCCGCAUGGACCAGUCGUUCACCUCGCCGCCGCCACGAGACUUCCUGUUGGAGGUUGCGAGGCAGAAGAACCAGACUCCUCUCCCGCUGAUCAAACCCUACACCGGCCCCCGCCUCCCUCCAGACCGCUACUGUCUGACGGCGCCCAACUACCGACUCAAGUCCAUUCAGAAGAAGGUGACGUCGUCUGCUGGCAGGAUAACGGUGCCUCGCCUCAACGUCGGCUCCGUCUCCAGCCGGCCGGGCACGCCGACCCUCGGAACUCCGUCUGUCCAGUCCGUUACCUCUAAAGCGGGAACGCCGGUGUCUCUGACGGGCCAGAGGUUCACUGUGCAGAUCCCGCCACCCUCUCAGACGGUCACCACCAAAACCAUCACGCCGUCCACGCCUGCCGUCUCCAACGUCCUCAUCAACCCGUCUCUGAUUGGCUCCAAGAACAUCCUCAUCACCACCAACAUGGUGUCGCAGAACUCGGGCGGCGCCGGAGACUCGCUGAAGAGGAAGCACGAAGACGACGACGACUACGACGCUUUAUGACGGCGCGACUGAAGGAGACAGAUCUUUUUUAUUAUUUCUUCUGGGUUUAUUUUUUUUUGUUGAAUUAAUCCCCUUUUAAAUAACCAGGUUAACCACUGCUACUGUUCUCACCAGGAACUGAUCCACAUUAUUAAGGACUCGUGGUAGUUUUAGCUUCCUAGAAGGUCUGUUUGGACCAGAGAAGACCUGCGGCUUCGGACGGGGAGAGCUCCGAUCAAGACUGGACUGUGGAUUCAAACUGAAGAAACCCACUCUGAUGUUCCACUGAUUUACAAUAAACUGCAUUAAAAUUAAAACUGAGUUGCAUCUG
Molecule: messenger RNA, 1120 nt
Organism: Sander lucioperca (pikeperch)
Lineage: Eukaryota; Metazoa; Chordata; Actinopteri; Perciformes; Percidae
Gene: taf9
Product: TAF9 RNA polymerase II, TATA box binding protein (TBP)-associated factor
Exons: 7
Coding region: 61-810 (249 amino acids)
Biological process (GO): RNA polymerase II preinitiation complex assembly; DNA-templated transcription initiation
Cellular component (GO): SAGA complex; transcription factor TFIID complex
Molecular function (GO): protein heterodimerization activity; transcription coactivator activity; RNA polymerase II general transcription initiation factor activity
Source: RefSeq, a predicted model, not a curated record